Anopheles bellator is the source of this 2122-nucleotide messenger RNA. Its product is annotated as UNC93-like protein. The transcript is spliced from 8 exons. Gene Ontology annotation, biological process: regulation of muscle contraction; regulation of potassium ion transport. Gene Ontology annotation, molecular function: potassium channel regulator activity. Gene Ontology annotation, cellular component: plasma membrane; striated muscle dense body. The coding region runs from base 330 to 1892 and encodes 520 amino acids. Lineage: Eukaryota; Metazoa; Arthropoda; Insecta; Diptera; Culicidae. The record is from RefSeq and is a predicted model, not a curated record.
GGCAACGGAGAAAGACUUACAUUUCUGCUAGCUCCUCCAGUUCGCGUACCGUUCCGACUCCUAGCCGUUCCGAGCGGGGCCCUCUCUCCGUCCGUCCGUCCGACCUGGUCCCAUGUGAGCCACCCCUUUUGCGGCGACCCUUGGCAGUGUUUUCCCUACGCCAACCCCCGGUCCGGAUAGAUCCGGAUACGGUCUCCGCCCACCCCCCGUAGUAGCCCCGUUGCGCUCGGUGGGGCUAGCUAGCCUCCGCACCGGUCUGCGGUCCGGUCCCGGGGCCCACCAGCCAUAACCAGCUGUUUCUUCGCCAGUCAGCGACAACAGACACAACGAUGCACGGGACGGUGGAUACCGACAAGAAUGCAGACUCGGCGUCGCUCCGGGAAAAGGUGCAGCUACGGAAGGGGGAAAAGUGGCGCAUCCUGAAGAACAUCAUCACCGUCUCGUUCGCGUUCAUGGUGCAGUUCACCGCGUUCCAGGGCACCGCCAACCUGCAGUCCUCGAUCAACGCCAAGGACGGGCUCGGCACGGUGUCGCUGAGCGCGAUCUACGCGGCGCUGGUCGUUUCGUGCAUCUUCCUGCCGACGCUCGUGAUACGGAAGCUGACGGUCAAGUGGACGCUGUGCGUCAGCAUGCUCUGCUACGCACCGUACAUUGCGUCCCAGUUCUACCCACAGUUCUACACGCUCGUCCCGGCCGGUAUCCUGCUUGGGCUGGGGGCCGCCCCGAUGUGGGCCAGCCAGGCCACGUACCUGACGCAGCUCGGCCAGGUGUACGCCAAGCUCACGGACCAGCCGGUCGAGGCGAUCAUCGUGCGCUUCUUCGGCUUCUUCUUUCUCGCCUGGCAAACGGCCGAGCUGUGGGGCAACCUCAUCUCCAGUCUCGUCCUGUCGAGUGGUGCGCACGGUGGCGGUGGCGGUGCCGCCACGUUCGACGACGGGGUGAACGGGUCGGUGAUCGCGACGCACGAUAACAGCCUGCACUACUGUGGUGCCAACUUCUGUGUGGUGGAAACGUCCGACAACAGCAACCUGCAGCGGCCGCCGGACUCGGAAAUCUACGAGAUAUCGGCCAUCUACCUGUCCUGCAUCGUCGGGGCCGUCAUCAUCAUCGCCGUCUUCCUGGACCCACUGUCACGGUACGGUGAGCGGCGCCGUGGAUCCAUCUCGGCGACCGAGAUCUCCGGCAUGCAGUUGCUGUCCGCGACCUUCAAGCAGCUGAAGAAGGCGAACCAGCAGCUUCUGAUCCUGAUUACCGUGUUCAUCGGCAUGGAGCAGGCAUUCAUCGGGGCCGACUUCACCCAGGCGUACGUGUCGUGUGCGCUCGGCAUCCACCAGAUCGGCUACGUGAUGAUCUGCUUCGGUGUCGUCAACGCGAUCUGCUCCAUCAUCUUUGGCUCGGCCAUGAAGUACGUCGGCCGGAUCGUCAUCAUCAUACUAGGGGCAAUCGUUCACGGGGGGUGCAUCAUCUAUCUGCUGUACUGGAGACCCCAUCCGGACCAUCAGCUGGUCUUCUUUAUCCUGUCCGGCCUGUGGGGCAUCGGGGAUGCCGUCUGGCAGACGCAGAUCAACGGUCUGUACGGUGCACUGUUCCGCCGGAACAAAGAGGCUGCCUUCUCGAACUACCGACUGUGGGAGUCGGUGGGGUUCGUGAUCGCCUACGCGUACUCCACGCAGCUGUGCGCCCGAAUGAAGCUCUACCUCCUGUUUGGGGUACUAGUCUGCGGGAUGCUGGGCUACACGAUCGUCGAGGUGCGCCAGCAGAAGAAGGAGAAGCGGAUGAAGCAGCUCGAGGAGAUACCCAAGCAGCAGCAGACGGACGCCGACCGGAAAGCCAUCGAGGAGGACGACGAGAAGGAUGAGCUGGAGGAAGAUAUCGUGGUUACGCACCUCUAGGUGGUGGCCCGUGCGCGAGUACCGUUAUAGGCCCACCCCAGCACAGCACAGGGAGGGCAGCGAUGGAAGUGCCGGCUUUCCGUUGCGAUCCGUGUGCGAUCCUUGCAACCUUCCAGUGAUGUAGUCACAUACCAACACCAGUAAGUGAUGGCCGUUUUACGGCCCGCUCGAUACGAUACUGGUAUCGCUAGUAACAAAGAUAUGCGAAUCUAAUAAAACAUUAAAACGAA